This is a messenger RNA of Pollicipes pollicipes, 513 nucleotides long. RefSeq names its product mitochondrial-processing peptidase subunit alpha-like. Gene Ontology annotation, cellular component: mitochondrion. Gene Ontology annotation, molecular function: metal ion binding; metalloendopeptidase activity. The record is from RefSeq and is a predicted model, not a curated record. Lineage: Eukaryota; Metazoa; Arthropoda; Thecostraca; Pollicipedomorpha; Pollicipedidae. The transcript has 6 exons. Bases 148 to 513 code for a protein of 121 amino acids.
AGAGGAAUUUCCCGGCACGCUCGGGCCGCCCGGCGCGUGUCGGCGGCGCCCCAGUCCCGCGCCGCGAGCUCUUCAGGCCCAGAGGAUGGCGGCUCGGUGGCUGACAUCAGUCAGAUCCCGCUGUCGGAGCCGCUGCCGGGCUUGCCGAUGCCGGUCAGCUCGACGGCCGUGUUCGGCGCCACCGAGACCCAGGUCACCACGCUCAGCAACGGCCUGCGCGUCGCCUCAGAGCCCAAGCACGGCCAGCACUGCACCGUCGGAGUGGUGGCUGACGCCGGCUCCCGCUAUGAAGUGGCCUAUCCCAGCGGCGUCUCGCACUUCCUGGAGAAGCUGUCUUUCGGGGCGACUAAAAACUUCAAAGACCGGAACGAGAUCAUGCUGACGUUAGAGCGUCUCGGCGGAAUAUGCGACUGCCAGCAGUCCAGGGAUGUCUCCAUACACGCGGCCUCUGCGGAAGCGAAAAAUGUGAACGCGGUCGUAUCUCUGCUGUCAGAUGUCAUCCUCGCACAGUAA